Molecule: messenger RNA, 1180 nt
Organism: Vitis vinifera (wine grape)
Lineage: Eukaryota; Viridiplantae; Streptophyta; Magnoliopsida; Vitales; Vitaceae
Product: pre-mRNA cleavage factor Im 25 kDa subunit 2
Exons: 7
Coding region: 96-698 (200 amino acids)
Cellular component (GO): mRNA cleavage factor complex
Molecular function (GO): mRNA binding
Source: RefSeq, a predicted model, not a curated record
AUUGGCGCAAUACAUAUUUCUUGUCCGAAGGAGAAAACGACGGUGGCUGCCAAUCGGAAUCAGACUCUACAGAAGAAGUAGAAGCAAGGAGAGAGAUGGUGACUUCGCCGGUGGUGAACACAUACCCAUUGUCGAGCUACACCUUCGGUACCAAGGAGCCGAAGAUGGAAAAGGAUACAUCCGUGGCCGAUCGUCUUGCUCGCAUGAAAGUGAAUUACAUGAAAGAAGGCAUGAGGACUAGUGUUGAAGCAAUCCUGCUGGUGCAAGAGCAUAACCAUCCACACAUUCUGCUUCUGCAAAUUGGAAACACAUUUUGCAAGCUCCCUGGUGGCCGUUUGAAGCCUGGAGAAAAUGAAAUUGAAGGUUUGAAAAGGAAACUGUCAAGCAAACUAGCUGCUAAUUCGCUUGCACUUCAACCUGAUUGGCAGAUUGGAGAGUGUGUGGCUAUUUGGUGGAGGCCAAAUUUUGAGACUAUAAUGUACCCAUACUGCCCUCCCCAUAUCACGAAACCCAAGGAGUGUAAGAAGCUUUUCAUUGUCCAUUUAUCUGAACGAGAGUAUUUUGCUGUACCGAAAAAUUUGAAACUGCUAGCUGUUCCCCUGUUUGAGCUAUAUGAUAAUGUUCAGAGGUACGGGCCGGUUAUUUCAACAAUCCCACAGCAGCUGUCCAGGUUUCAGUUCAACAUGAUGACAGUAUAAAAGUAUAAAAGCAUAUUGAUAACAACAUUCCAUCCAUCAGAAACUCAAUUUAGUGGUUAGUUAAUAUCUCCUAGGUAAUAGAUAGACUUGUGACUAAAGCAAAUUCAGUUUAGGUUUUAUGGUCUGCUUUGUUGUCCUGUUGUUGGGUCUAUGUUGUAUGGUUUAAUUCAUGUGUCUUCUGGGACGCUUCUGGGUGGUGCCUUGUGGCUUGGGUUCCCCAUGAGUGUUUGGGUGGAAACUGCGGCAGCCCAGCUGGUGAUGCCCCCAUUGUGCUUUGUUAGCAAAACCAGAGAAACUGAGUUGAGACUAAUCGGAGAUUACUUGAACAUGGGUUGCCUGUUUCAGUGUUGAGUUUUUUUUUUUUUUUUUCACUGGGAUUCUCCUAGCUGGACAAUUUUUUGGAGGACAGCCCAGGUUGUAUUGCAGGGAUUUUGUUGCUCACUUGUUGUUUGCCAGACUUUACAUGAAAAAUGGAUUGUAUA